This is a messenger RNA of Benincasa hispida (wax gourd), 1299 nucleotides long. RefSeq names its product Ribosomal L18p/L5e family protein (gene NFD3). The record is from RefSeq and is a predicted model, not a curated record. Gene Ontology annotation, biological process: translation. Gene Ontology annotation, molecular function: structural constituent of ribosome. Lineage: Eukaryota; Viridiplantae; Streptophyta; Magnoliopsida; Cucurbitales; Cucurbitaceae. Gene Ontology annotation, cellular component: ribosome.
AAAUUUGAAGAAAGUGGGACACCCCUAUGUCUCAAGUCAUCAUCCACUAAGAGGGGAAAAGAAUUAGGGUUUUCUUUUCAGCACUUUUCAUUCCCAGAACCACCGCCUCCGGCCGUCCGACGACGAUGCCGAAACUUUCCCUCUCUCACCUCUAUUCUCUCUUCCGGUCGUCUUCUCUCCGUCAUGGCCCUUCCUUUUCUCCCUCUCGCCUCUCCAUUUCUCCAUUCAUCGGCUCAGAUUCGCGUUCCUCCAUGUCCUCUAUCCACCGAUCAGAUCUCACUGGAUCCAUUCGACUAGACAACCAGCUCUCAGGCUGUCUCGACCUUUCGCAAGGUGAUUCUGCGAAUGUUGGUCGGGAGAUUGUAGGACGUGGAUGGAAAUCCACGGGAGCUCAGGGUUCUUGUUGGAGUUUGGGGCGUUCAAGUGAAUGUGUCUCCGUUUCUCAUUCCACUAGCUAUAGAUGUUAUGGACAGUACGACAACCGGCCAAAUGCUGAUACAGGAAGGAAUCUUAAUUCUAUGAGCUUCGUUAGGGAUACUUUAGAGGAAGGUGGAAGGUAUUUUACGGGUAGUUCCCGGUUCUUUAGACAACCCAAUAUGGAACACAAUGCUGAUAUUGUCCAUGUAAAGCUACUGCGUAACAAUACAUUUAUCACUGUUACGGAUAACAAGGGAAAUACAAAGCUCAAGGCCUCUGCUGGUCGUCUUGAAGAACUUAAAGGAGGGCCCAAACUUUCCCGUUAUGCUGCUGAAGCAGUUGCAGAGUAUGUUGGUCGUGAAUCUAGAAAAUUGGGGCUAAAAUCAGUUGUGAUGAGGGUGAAAGGCUUUACUAUAUUUAAGAGGAAAAGGCAAGCGAUCAUUAGUUGGAGAGCUGGAUUCACUGAUUCUAGAAGUGAUCAAAAUCCUAUUGUCUACAUUGAAGAUACUACAAGACGUGCUCACAAUGGUUGCCGACUCCCAAAGCAGCGCCGUGUCUAGAUCUUGCUAAUACAACAACAAAUUGGUGAUGAGGUCUUUGUUUCAUCUUUGUUGGCUCGGUUCGAGUUGAUGUAGCUUGCCUUAAGUUUUUACUUGCUUAUUUCCAUAAUGAUGACAAUUGGGAUGUUUCUAUAUUACAUCAGUAUAAAAUUUUCCUGGUUUAAAUUGAUGUAGCUUGCCUUCAAGUUCUUUCUUGCUUAUUGUAAUAAUGAUGACAAUUGGAUGGUUUUUCUAUAUACAUCAGUGUAAAACAAUUGCUUUUUAGUUAGUUCUAUUUGGACUUCAUUUCAAUAGAAGGAUAUCAAGAAUUCAAGUGGCCCCA